AUGAUUUUCUCUCUGUUUGUUUCAGAAAGUGUCUCUAAGGGAAUUCCAGUUGAAAAAUUACUGGAUGGCAUACGAGAUUCUCAAUCACCUAAGGAUCAUUUUCAACUGCAUCUUCUAAAAAAGAAGGAUUUCCGGAGUAUCAAUAAUGCUUAUAAUUGUGAAGAAUAUAAUAAUGGAUUAAGUGAUGCUGAAAGUGUUGAUCAUUGGGUUCGUCUUUGUUGCCAGAUGGAGAAUUCACCCAUUCUUGCCUAUAGACAGGAGGAUUUUGUAAAUGAAGAUGGAAGGCAGGAUGAAUUUUUGUUGAUUAUAAUGACUGAAUUCCAAAAACAUAUACUCCUUACUUCAAACAAAGAAGUAGUCUGUGUGGAUUCUUUGUUUCGAAAAAAAGGUAGUCGUUUUUACCUCACUGUGCUUUUUAUAAUGGAUGAGCAUGAUCUUGCUUUUCCAGUUGCAUUUUGCAUCAGCAGUAAAGUUGAUAGAUAUGUAAUAACUAAGUUCUUUGAGGCAAUUAAGCAAUCUACUGGACCUUUAUCUGCAACUUACUUUAUGUCUGAUAGUUUAUCAUUGUACUACGAUGCAUGGAGAGAAAUAAUGAAUGAUGAAGCAAAGUGGCUGUGGAGUAUGUGGUAUGUGGAUAGUAGAAUCAGGGUACAAAUGAGAAUCUUUAAAGGUAAUACUGCAAAAAGAGCUGAUGUGUAUAAAACUAUGAGAACCCUUCUUGAAUGUCAAAAUGAAACAGUAUUUUGUGUUAUGUUUGAAAAUUUUCUGGAAAAUCUCUUGAAUGAUCCCCAAAGUAGAGAAUUAGGUAUUUUUAUUAAACAGCAUUAUGGAUGCAAUCAAGAGAUGUGGGCCUAUUGCUAUCGCAAAGAUAUAAAUUUGAGUACAAAUAUUCAUUUGGAAAUCAUGCAUCGCACUUUCCGAUAUUGCUGCCGAGAAGGAAGAAAAAAGAGAUUAGAUAAAUUUAUAUUUGUUUUGAUGAAAUUAGUUCGAGAUAAAGUGCUGGAUCGUCUUUCAAACUCAGUUGAUGAAGAAAAACUCAAUUUAGCUCAUGAGAGUAUAAAUGCUUGUCACAGUUUAGGUUUGGAAAUACCUGCUGAUGAAAUAUCUGCCCUUUCAGAAAAAAUAUGGUUAAUUCGAUCAGACGAAGAGAAUUUUUAUGUAAGUCGGGAACUGAUGACCUGCCCAGAACAUUGUAAUUUGAAAUGUGAAGAAUGUGAUAUUUGUGUACAUAUGUUCACUUGUAAUUGCAUUCAUAACUUAAUAAAUGCCAAUCUCUGCCCACAUAUUCAUGCUGUUGUUUGGAACUUUUUGACGCCACAUUUUACCCAUUCUGUUUCAGACCAAGGUACCGUGGAUGAAUCUGUUGAUGACAAUGUGAUAAUAAAUACAAAGGACAGUUCUGAACUUUUUUCAAGUGUCCUUAAGAAAACUCAUGAUUUAUAUAAAAAUAUUCAAUCUAAUAAAUGCAAUUUGAAUAAAGAAUCAUUGAAUGCUCUUCUUAAAAGACUAAAUGAAUGUAUUGAUGUAUGUAAUGGUAAAGUGCCUGAUACCUCACGGCAGGCAGAAAAAAUUGAAAGGUCAACUCCAAGUUCAACAGUUCUGUAUGUGAAAAAUAAUGUAUCACAACCUUUAAUAUUACCAAACCAUUUUCCAAAUGCUUUGCCACAGACUACGCCACUUUCUCAGUAUGUAAUUCUUCUUCCAAGUAGUAAAUAAUGUUGCCUGAGUUAAAUUCUUACAUGUAUGCAUUUUAAUGCUAUAAUUUAGCAUUGAAGUACUGUAAAAUGUUUUCAUUUAUGCACUGUACAACAUCAAAUUGAAGAACCAGAUAUUUUGUAUUGAAUCCCCCCCCAAUAAAUGUAUUAUAAUACGGUUAUAAAGAAAAUUCUAUUUUUAAAAAAAGUUUGUAUUAUAUAUAUGUAAUGAAUAAAAUAUUUUCAUGAAGUACAAAA
Molecule: messenger RNA, 1952 nt
Organism: Stegodyphus dumicola
Lineage: Eukaryota; Metazoa; Arthropoda; Arachnida; Araneae; Eresidae
Source: RefSeq, a predicted model, not a curated record